AUGUCGCGGGCCCGGAGCCACCGCAGCGACCUCGUCAACGACAACCGCCCGGGGGGUGUGGACGCGGAGCCCCCCGGAGGCCCCGCCGGUACUGGCCCGGGGCUGGGGGGGGUCCCGGUGCCCUCCAACGCCAAAUGGCUGCGGGGGAACCGCGACCAGAACCGGAACGAACUGGGGGGCACCGGGAGCCCCUCCGGGGUGGGGGACGACACCGGGACCCCCCCCGGGGAUGGGGACCCUGGGACCCCCCUUGGGGACAGCACAGGGACCCCACCCGGGAGUGACACUACUGAGACCCCCACUGUCGAUGACAGCGAGGAGGCAGUGCCGCCGUGGGCAGGUGUGGGCAUGGGGCAGGACUCGGCGCUGCCCCCUGGCUGGCUGCGGGUGAGCGACCCCCCAGGGCCCUACUACUGGCACGUCCCAACUGGCACCACCCAGUGGGAGCCGCCCCCGGUGCCAGGCCCUGGCCCCACGCUCCCCUGGACCAGGCUCCCCCCGGCCGAGGGCAGCCCCUGGCAGAAGGAGCAGGAGGGGCCCAGCGCCCCCCCCGGGCUGGUGGAGGUCCCCUUCCAGGCUGAGUUCCCGGUGCCCAAGGCUGAGCCUGUGCAGCGUUUCCCUGCUCGGUACCAUGGCUGUGUGCCAGUCAGCAAGCCUGUGGGGAUGGAGGUGCUGAACGCGGCGCUGGAGCUGGCGCUGGCCGCAGGCUCCCCUGAGCUCUGGACCCCGGCGGUGGUCAGUGUGGCCCCGGCCACGGUCACCAUCACGCACCAGCAGACAGGGUGGGUGCUGGGCGAGGCCCGGGUGCGGUUCCUCUCCUUCCUGGGCGUGGGCAGGGACGUUCGCUCCUUCGCCUUCAUCGUGGCCGCUGCCCCCCGAGCCUUCCGCUGCCACCUGCUCUGGUGCCACCCCAACGCCGCGCGCCUCAGCGAGGCCCUGCAGGGGGCGUGUGCGCUGCGGUACCAGAAGUGCCUGGACGCUCGCCCCCCCCCCAGCCCCAGUGCCAGCUGCCUGCCAGCCCCCCCCGCGCCCUCUGUGGCCCGCAGGGUUGGCACAUCGGUGAGCAGGGGGGUGAGGACCCUGCUGGGCACCCUCAAACGUGCUGGGGCACAGAGCCCCUGA
Molecule: messenger RNA, 1122 nt
Organism: Indicator indicator
Lineage: Eukaryota; Metazoa; Chordata; Aves; Piciformes; Indicatoridae
Product: amyloid beta precursor protein binding family B member 1-like
Exons: 8
Coding region: 1-1122 (373 amino acids)
Biological process (GO): regulation of DNA-templated transcription
Cellular component (GO): cytoplasm; nucleus
Molecular function (GO): transcription factor binding; amyloid-beta binding
Source: RefSeq, a predicted model, not a curated record